GCAGGUGGAGGAGAGGAGGAGACACAAGGAAGACCUGAAGGAGAAACUCAGGGAGCUAGCGGAGCUGGAAGAAGAGGAGGAGGAAGAAGAGGAGGAAAUGGAGCGGCUGUUGAGAGGAGAUGUUUUCCAGAUGUUUCCAGAGGAGUCGACCGAAGAGGACGUCAUUCCACCUCCCCUAGCCAAGCCCACUGAGAAACAAGAGGAGGAUGGAGGAGAGGAGUGGGGAGUGGUGGUACCCAGACCUGGGAACGCCCUCCCGCUAGGUUGUGAUAUCUCUGAUGUCAUUUUGACGUGUGAGAACGCUAAGCUGACCAACUUUCCUCCCCUAAACAUCCCUGAACUCAAGUCUCUGAGUCUGGAAGGUAACGACAUCACAACCAUCCCAGUGGGAGCAUUCAACGGUAUCCCCAACCUGGAGUGGAUCAACCUGGGCAAGAACAGGCUGAUGGCUGCUGGCAUUGCCCCACAUGCCUUCAAAGGCCUGAAGUUCCUGAGCCGUCUGUACCUGGACAACAACCUCCUAGAGACGGUCCCAACAGAUCUCCCAUCAACACUACAGGAACUCAAGUUCAACGAGAACCACCUCAAAGGGAUCGAGGAGAACAGCUUCCAAGGUCUGAGUAGCCUGUUGACCUUGGAGUUGGAAGGGAAUGUCCUGAGCGAAGGGAACGUGGACCCUCUAGCUUUCAGCCCCCUCUCCCAGCUUUCCUACCUCCGUCUGGGCAGAAACCACUUCAGGACUGUCCCCCAGGGACUGCCUCCAUCUCUACUGGAGGUUUAUCUUGAGAACAACCUGAUAGAAGAGAUAUCCGACUCCGUCUUCAACCAAACCACUAACCUGAACGUGAUCUCACUGAGACACAAUAGACUGGAUGAGUCCAGGAUCGCACCUCUAGCAUGGAUCGACCACAAGAACCUGGAGUCCAUCGACCUAUCCUACAACCGUCUGUACCUGGUCCCAUCCUACCUGCCCAGAGCUCUGGUCCACCUGGUCUUAGUAGGGAACCAGAUCGAGAGGAUCCCAGGGUUUGUGUUUGCCCACAUGGAGCCGGGCAUCGAGUACCUGUAUCUGUCCUACAACAAGCUGGAUGGGGAUGGGGUUGAGCCAGAGUCCUUCUUCGGUACCUACACCUCCAUGACAGAGCUGUGUUUAGACCACAACCAGCUGAUCACGGUUCCCCCUGGUAUCAACGAGAUGAGCACUCUGCACUUCCUCCGCCUCAAUGACAAUAAAAUAAGGACGUUUGCAGAGGAUGCUAUCUGUGACCCUCAGAACAACGAGGAGUCCCACAUAGUGACCCUGCGUCUGGAGAACAACCUCAUCGACCCCAGGAAGAUCUCCCCCGCCGCCUUCUCCUGCGUACGCUCCUACUCCAGCGUCGUCUUGAAACCUCAGUGGACCCAUUAAACAUGAUUUGAAAACUGUGGCAGAGUUCCAAAACAGACCCCUUCUCCCUAGGCGCUCCUGUAGAUCUGAAAGGCUGGGAUAGGUGGAAACAAUAUGGCGACAUUUCCACACAGCCAAUCACAAAGCAAGAUGAAGCAAUUAUCAUAUAAUCCUCUCAGAUCUAUAGAGCCUGGAAUUCAGCCUCUGUUAUUUUAGCAAAAGUCCAAAACCAAAGAAAAUGUCAGUAAAUCUGUAAACCAACUGUAUCUCAUUGUUAGAGUCAUGCAACACAUUCAUAUAAAAGGACUAUAGGACCGAGCAAAACACACUUAUGAAAACACACCAUCCACUUCUGGUUUUCCAUCUAAAACAUCUGGAAACAUUCUCGGGAAGUGAGGCACAGCUUCUUGGACUUUUUUUCUCUCCCUAAAACCUUAAUGUAAAGAUUGAAGUGUUUGAGUAAGACCUCCUAGUAGAGAAAACCUCAGCAUGAUUUGGUUUGAGUCCCAAAUGGCACCCUGUUCCCUAUAUAUAGUGCACUAUAUUUGACCAGGGCCCAUAGGAAACAGGGUGCCAUUUGGGACACAGAUCUGGUGAUAGAGGGCUACAACAAUGUACAUGUUGGCCCCAGUUUAGAUGCUGCUUCAUAUUUUGUUAAUUGACACUCGACCCGAGAGAAGAGAUGGACCAACUAAACCACACGUAUUCAAGUAGCACGGAAAUAUAAUCGAACAACCUUUACCAGUCAUAUUGCCAGGGUUAGAGGCUCCAAAGUCUUUCUAUAGAUUAUAUUUCGAGGUCAAGGGUCAGGAUCUACAAUAGAGAGAUAUUCCACUGAUGUAGAUAUGGGGAUAUGGGGAUAUGGGGAUAUGUAUAUAGGGGAUAAUAAUCAGUAUUUUGAUAUGUUAUUGCUUUCACCUCAACAGACUUAUUUCACAAGUCAAUCAUUCAUUCUAUAAAGAAACGAUCCUGUACAAUCAUACAAGGAAACCAUACCGUGGAAUGGAAACUUUUACAAUAGUUUUCAGUGUUUGAAAUCUGUCUGCAACACCACUUGUGCCUGGCUGGCUAAGAUUUAAAAGUGGGGAUAAGAAUUUAUAAAAAGCUACAUUUGAGAAUUGCAUUAUCGAUAAAGUUCAUACAAAGUGCAAGUGACAGUUUAUUUUUUCACACACCUGUACAAACAUACGACGUACCACGCCUCAAAUAAAGUCUGGCUUUGUUGUGAUUACAAUACUUUCCUGCUUCAAUGAACCAUUCGUUACAAACCGAAGAGCCAGAAGACUCAACCAACACUGGAUGCUCUCCAGACCCCAUGACAAGAGUUGCACCCCAAAUGGCACCCUAUUCCUGAACAUAGUGCACUACUUUUAACCAGAGCCCCAUAGGGGUAAGGUCCAAAGUAGUGCACUAUGUAGGGAAUAAGGGUGCAUAUUUGGGACUCGGGACACGUUCUCAAAUUAGCGCUGCCUAGCGUAUAUGAUGUCAGGUCAUGUUGUGGUUAUUAAGAAUGAAAGAAUAGCUACUUUGUGAGAAUGUCCUUCAAGGACCUGUUGAAUUUCUCAAAACACGUACCAAUAAUGCAACCGUAUUACCAGCUGCACUGACUGAACUAACCACUGAACUAUAAGAGCAUAUACCUCAGGAUCACUUUCCAGUAACUGGAAUAAUACAGGCGGAGGCAGGUAGCUUAGUGGUUAAGAGCGUUGUGCCAGCAACCGAAAGGUCGCUGGUUCUAAUCCCAGA
Molecule: messenger RNA, 3133 nt
Organism: Coregonus clupeaformis (lake whitefish)
Lineage: Eukaryota; Metazoa; Chordata; Actinopteri; Salmoniformes; Salmonidae
Gene: ecm2
Product: extracellular matrix protein 2, female organ and adipocyte specific
Exons: 8
Coding region: 98-1408 (436 amino acids)
Biological process (GO): extracellular matrix organization; positive regulation of cell-substrate adhesion
Cellular component (GO): extracellular matrix
Molecular function (GO): collagen V binding; protein binding; heparin binding
Source: RefSeq, a predicted model, not a curated record